Chelonus insularis is the source of this 2293-nucleotide messenger RNA. RefSeq lists its product as uncharacterized. Gene Ontology annotation, cellular component: plasma membrane. The record is from RefSeq and is a predicted model, not a curated record. Bases 1 to 2265 code for a protein of 754 amino acids. Gene Ontology annotation, biological process: sensory perception of smell; detection of chemical stimulus involved in sensory perception of smell. NCBI's taxonomy places the organism in Eukaryota, Metazoa, Arthropoda, Insecta, Hymenoptera, Braconidae. The transcript is spliced from 17 exons. Gene Ontology annotation, molecular function: odorant binding; olfactory receptor activity.
AUGGAGUUAUUUUCUAAUCCACGGUAUCGGGUUAAUAUUAUUUUAUUACGGGUUUUAGGACAGUGGCCAUUCCAACCAAAAAUUGAACGAUUUCUAGUAACAUUAUUAUGGAGUACUAUAAUUUCAAGUCUACUAGUACCACAAAUUCACCGGUGUGUGAUUGAACCGACUGAAGAGAUUUUAAUGUCAAAUAUUCCACCUCUUAUUACAGUCAGUUUGAGUAUGGCAAAAAUGAUCAACAGCAUUUUUAAUGGGAAUAAAAUUCGGCAAUUAUUAAUGCUGAUGAACGAUGAAUGGGCGAAAAUGAAACCUGGACCCAGUUUUGACAUCAUGCAAAAAUAUGCUAAUGAUGGAUAUAAAUACACAGUAUUUUAUUGCUUUUUGAUGUACAAUUCCAUGGUUGUAUUUCUUCUUCUUCCAAUGCGGCCGAAAUUAAUGGUCUGGUUAGGUCUAUCAGAUGUUGAGGCCGAAUUUUUAUUACCGUUUCCUACAGAUUAUUGGAUUAAUGAUGAUAAAUAUUUCAUUUUUAUUGUAAUGCAUGUAUAUUUUGGCACAACAUUUGUGAUAACUGCUAUCGCUGGUCCCGAUGUUUUAUACAUGGUUUUUGUCCAACAUGUAUGUGGAAUGUUUGCUGAAGUAAGCUAUCGGCUGGAGAAUGUACCAACCAAGCCAUUGUCAGACGUCGAUCUUUAUGUUGAUAAAAGAGACGAUGAAGCAUUCUUAAUUAUUUCUGAUUGUAUUAGGCAACAUAAUAGAGCAAUCGAUCCGUAUCUCAAUUAUCUUUCGUUUAUCAGUUUUUCCGUUCGUCUUGAAAAAACAUACAGCUGGUUAUUUUUGUAUGUAGUCUGCGUUAAUACAUUGGUCUUAACUUUUUCGGGAGUUCAGAUGAUGACUCAUCUUGAUGAUGUGGAUGAAUUAUUCCGAUACAUUCCGUUUGCUGGUAGUCAAUUGAUGCAUAUUUUCGUUGAAAGUAUCGUUGCACAACAAUUAAUGGAGCACAGUAGUCACGUAGAUUAUGCCAUAACCAUGAUGAGAUGGUACGCCAUAUCUCUUAGAUCACAGAAACUUCUGAAUCUUAUGACCAUAAGAAGUCGAGUACUCAAUAAAAUUACUGCUGGAAAAAUUUUCGUCUUAUCAUUGGAAUUUUUCGGCACUGUUGUCAAGACAUCAAUGACAUACUUUACACUCUUACGUUCGAUGCAGGAAGAAGAGGUUCAUGCGUGUAUAGCCGAACCUACUGAGGAAGUCAUAAUAUCCAAUACUCCACCAUUAAUCUGCGUUAGUAUAUCAACCGCAAAAAUGUUAAAUUGCUUUUUCAAUGUUCACAAGGUACGUCAAUUAUUGAUAUUGAUGCAAGAUGAGUGGACAAGAUUAAAGCCUGGACCUGGUUAUGACAUUAUGCUAAAAUAUGCUAAUGAUGGCUACAAGUAUACAAUGCUUUAUUGUGGGUUGAUUUAUAAUUCUAUGGUCGUUUUUCUUCUUCUUCCAAUGCGACCAAAAGUGUUGGUUUGGCUAGGUUUAUCAAAUGCUGAUGCAGAUUAUCAGCUACCAUUUCCUACCAAUUACUGGGUGGACACUGAUCAGUACUUUUUCUACAUUGCGGCUCACGUCUACUUGGGGACAGUUUUUGUUAUAACUGCUGUAGUUGGUCCAGAUGUUCUGUUCUUUAUGUUUGUGCAACAUGUUUGUGGAUUAUUCGCUGUAGUAUGUGAUCAAUUGGAAAAUAUUCCAAUUAGAGGAAUGUCAAGAUCUAAUCUAUACAUUGAAAAAUCGAAAGAUCAAUCAUUUUUUAUUAUUUCUGAUUGUAUUAGACAACACAAUAAAGCAAUUGAGUUUGCUGCUCUUGUGGAUGACACAUUUUGUUGGUCAUUUUUCUUUAGUGUUGGCAUGAAUACCCUGAUCAUGACCUUUUCAGGAAUUCAGCUUGUGACUCACUUGGAUGAUGUAGAUGAAUUAUUUCGGUAUGGACCAUUUGCUGUUGGUCAAAUGAUCCAUAUUCUUGUUGAAAGUAUUAUCUCUCAACGAUUGAUGGAUCAUAGUGGUCAAGUAGAUAAUUCAAUAAUAAUGAUGAAAUGGUACGCUAUAUCUCUUAGAUCACAAAAAUUAUUAAACCUGAUGACUAUGAGAAGUAGAGUAUUGACCAAAAUAUCAGCAGGAAGAAUUUUUAUUUUAUCCAUUGAAUUUUUCGGGGUUGUUGUAAAAACAUCAAUGUCUUAUUUUACGCUUUUACGAUCAGUAAAAGAAAAUGGAUAUUAUGACGAAUAAAAAUAUUAUCCAACUCUCUAGACAAGAA